Messenger RNA from Capsella rubella, 1611 nucleotides. RefSeq names its product glucan endo-1,3-beta-glucosidase 13. Gene Ontology annotation, cellular component: plasma membrane. The transcript is spliced from 3 exons. The coding region runs from base 58 to 1431 and encodes 457 amino acids. Gene Ontology annotation, molecular function: hydrolase activity, hydrolyzing O-glycosyl compounds. Gene Ontology annotation, biological process: carbohydrate metabolic process. NCBI's taxonomy places the organism in Eukaryota, Viridiplantae, Streptophyta, Magnoliopsida, Brassicales, Brassicaceae. The record is from RefSeq and is a predicted model, not a curated record.
CUAGCUCCCUCCUUCAUCGGAUUACAAAACCAUUUCUAUCUCUCUCUCUCUGCAACAAUGGCUGCGUUUGUUCUAUCUCUCCUCAUACUCUCCUCCUUCUCAGCCAUUUACGCAGAUUCUGGAAUGAUCGGAGUUAACUACGGCCGUAUAGCUAACAACCUCCCAACACCGGAGAAAGUAGUCCAGCUUCUCAAAUCUCAAGGAAUCAACCGCGUCAAGCUUUACGACACAGAUACAUCCGUCUUAACCGCACUCGCCAACUCCGGUAUCAAAGUCGUCGUCUCUCUCCCCAACGAAUACCUCGCCUCCGCCGCCGCUGAUCAGAAGUACACCGACGACUGGGUUCAGCAAAACAUCAAUAAAUACAUCCCCGCCACUGAUAUCGAAGCCAUCGCCGUCGGUAACGAAGUCUUCGUCGAUCCCAGAAACACCACCAAGUAUCUCGUUCCAGCUAUGACCAACGUUCAAAGCUCUCUCGUCAAGUUCAGUCUCGACAAAUCCAUUAAGAUCUCCUCGCCCAUUGCUUUGAGCGCCUUGGCGAGCUCCUACCCACCGUCCGCUGGUUCUUUCAAACCGGAGUUAAUCGAACCGGUUAUUAAACCGAUGCUCGAUCUCCUCCGCAAGACGUCCUCGCAUAUCAUGGUCAAUGCUUAUCCCUUCUUUGCUUACGCAGCUAACGCCGAUAAGAUCUCGUUGGACUACGCUCUGUUUAAAGAAAACGCCGGAAAUGUUGAUUCCGGUAACGGAUUGAAGUACAACAGUCUCUUGGACGCUCAGAUCGACGCCGUUUUCGCCGCUAUGUCCGCCGUUGGAUUCAACGACGUUAAGCUCGUGGUGACGGAGACAGGCUGGCCUUCUGCCGGAGACGAGAACGAGAUCGGCGCUGGUUCGGCUAACGCGGCGGCGUAUAACGGAGGGUUAGUGAAGAGAGUGUUGACGGGAAACGGAACGCCGUUAAAACCGAAGGAGCCGCUUAACGUUUACCUGUUCGCUCUCUUUAACGAGAAUCAGAAAACGGGUCCGACUUCUGAGAGGAACUACGGGCUGUUUUACCCGAACGAGAACAAAGUGUACGACGUUUCGCUCUCCGGUAAGUCAACACCGGUCAACGACGAGAAAGAGAAGGUUACGCCGGUGAAGCCGUCGCACGUGGGACAGACGUGGUGUGUGGCGAACGGGAAAACGACGAAGGAGAAGCUUCAGGAAGGUCUCGACUACGCUUGCGGAGAAGGUGGUGCUGAUUGCCGUCCGAUUCAACCGGGUGCCACGUGUUACGAUCCUGAAUCGUUAGAAGCUCACGCUUCGUACGCGUUCAACAGUUACUAUCAGAAGAACGCACGUGGUACCGGCACGUGUGAUUUUAAAGGUGCAGCGUACGUGGUCUCGCAACCUCCUAAGUAUGGGAAAUGCGAGUUUCCAACAGGGCAGUGAAGUGGAUAUGAAGAAACAAGUGAUCGAUCGUGCGGAUUUGUUUAAUAGCAUUUUUACGUUUUCUAUUUAAUACAUUUGUUUUGUCAUUCGAGUAUAUGAUUAUUUAUUGAGAUUAUAUGCGUAGAAUUAUUGUAUAUCUGAUUGGUUUCCUAGUAUUAAUAUAGUCUCUUUUCUUCAACU